Messenger RNA from Vigna radiata var. radiata (mung bean), 1598 nucleotides. RefSeq names its product UDP-glycosyltransferase 87A1. The transcript is spliced from 2 exons. Bases 105 to 1493 code for a protein of 462 amino acids. Gene Ontology annotation, molecular function: UDP-glycosyltransferase activity. The record is from RefSeq and is a predicted model, not a curated record. NCBI's taxonomy places the organism in Eukaryota, Viridiplantae, Streptophyta, Magnoliopsida, Fabales, Fabaceae.
GCAUCAUUUUCCAAACACAACCAUAUAAAAGCACGUGUUCUUGUCUGUAGCUUUGAACUUUCAUCUUCCAAGACUUAACUGUUUCUGCAACCCCUAAGUUCACCAUGGAAGCUCCUUCAGCUCCAUCAACUUGUCCCUGUCACCUUGUGGCCAUGCCCUACCCUGCAAGGGGCCACAUCAACCCCCUUAUGAACUUCUGCAAGUUGCUUCUCUCCAACAACACUGGAAUCCUCGUAACCUUCGUGGUCACCGAGGAAUGGCUCGCUCUCAUCGCCUCCGACCCAAAACCCGACAACAUCGAACUCCGUUCAAUCCCCAAUGUGGUACCGUCGGAACUCACUCGCGCAAACAACCACCUCGGCUUCCUGGAAGCUGUCAUGACCAAAAUGGAAGCCCCCUUUGAGGAGUUGCUCCGCUGCCUUCAGCCGCCGCCAACGGCCAUCGUAGCUGACACCUUUUUGUACUGGGCGGUGGUGGUUGGAAUCCGAAGGAAUAUUCCGGUGGCGUCGUUUUGGACCAUGUCCGCGUCUAUGUUCUCUGUGCUCUACCACCAUCACCUUCUGGAUCAGAAUGGACAUUACCCUGUCAAUUUGUCAGAAAAUGGUGAGAAGCGUGUGGAUUAUAUUCCUGGAAUUUCCACAAUGCGCCUGGCAGAUUUUCCGCUAAACGAUGGAAGUUGUAGAAGUACGCAAACGAUGCAGUUGAGCCUAAAAGGUUUCAAAUGGGUUUCCAGAGCACAAUAUCUUUUAUUAGCUUCCAUUUACGAGCUUGAACCUGAAGCCAUUGAUGUCCUAAAAGAAGAGCUGCCUUUUCCCGUAUACACUAUUGGUCCUGCCAUACCUUCUUUUAGCCUUCAAAACACUCCCACUUUGAGCAAUAACAACGGGACUAGCCAUGGCUACAUGGAGUGGCUCGAUGCACAACCUGCUGGUUCUGUUCUUUUCAUCUCACAAGGGAGUCAUUUCUCGGUUUCAAGGGCUCAAAUUGAUGAGAUUGCAUCUGCUUUGCGGGAAAGUGGCAUUCGGUUCUUGUGGGUAGCCCGUGGUGAGGCUUCAAGGUUGAAACAGAUAUGUGGGAACAAUGGAUUAGUGGUGACAUGGUGUGACCAAUUGAGAGUGUUGUGUCAUCCUUGUAUUGGAGGGUUUUGGUCUCAUUGUGGCUGGAAUUCCACAAAAGAAGGUGUGCUUGCUGGGGUUCCGUUUUUGACCUUUCCAAUAAUUAUGGACCAACCAUUGGACAGUAAGAUGAUAGUGGAGGAUUGGAAGGUUGGUUGGAGGAUGAAGGAAGACGUUGAUGUGAGUAUUUUGGUGGAGAAGGAUGAAAUUGUAAUGCUACUGCAAAAGUUUAUGGAUUUGGACACAGAGCUUGCAAGGGGAAUCAGGGAAAGAUCCAAAACUCUUCAGCGGAUAUGUCUUCGUGCAAUUACAAAUGGUGGCUCAGCCGUCACUCAUUUAGAUGCCUUUCGUAGAGAUUUAAUGCAGAUAACAAAUUAAUGCAGUAAAAACGUGGUAGAUUAUUUAGGCACUUGUUUUCAAUUUAAACUAUGUUUGUUUAGUAACAUUUUUCUAUUUAAAUUUCACAUUAUAAUUACUGGUGUU